AUUUCCUUUCCCUUCCCGUCGUCUUCUAAGUUCUAACCUAUCCCAUAUGUUUUCUCCGCCGUUCCAUUCAUCCUUCGUUCGGUGAUUUUCCCCCGGGGUUUUAGGUUCCUGUGAAUUCACGAUCUCUUCCUGCUAAAUCCCUACGAUUUCGACUGAUUCUUUUGCGUCAUGUACCGUCGUGUAUCUGGUGAUUUUCUGUGAUUUUGGCAUCGCACCAUGUUUUGUCGUCACUGUCGUUGCUGUUGCCAGAGGGGCUGAGAAGGUACGGCUCUUGAAGUCCAUGGGAGUGGACCAUGUUGUCGAUCUGGGCAGCAAAAACGUUAUUCCGAGCGUUAAGGACUUUCUCAAAAAGAAAAAACAUGUUAGGGUUAAGGAACUGAACUCUUAUGUUGCUCUUAAAAAGAAAUUCUCAUCCAACCUUACUAAUAAUAACAAGCGAGUGAAUCUUUUUGAUGGGCCUGAAGAAGAGAACAUGGAAGAGAAUGUCUUACUAGCUUCAAAUAUGACCAAUCAAGAGCUAAUGGACAAAGGGUACAGGAUGAUGGAUGAUACAGAUCAAGCCAUUGAAAGGGGUAAAAAGUUGAAGUUCAAGCGGCGUCGGGUUUCUGCUGUCAGAAAAUUCCCACCUGGUUGUGGACCAUCUUUUGCUCCAUUCAGAUUGCCAUUAGGACAAGAAGAAGUUCAAACGAAAGCUGGCGAGAAUGAUAUCAUUCCAUCUUCUGAUGCUGAUGUUGAGCUUUCCGCUAACGAGGAACCAGAUGGUUCAGUUCUGGUAGAAAGACUAGAACAGGGAGAUAACUUGGAAUAUAACAAUGAGAAGCAGAUUGUCCCUUCUAACGGUGUGAAUAUUGUAUUGGGCGGAGGAACGGAUUUCGAUCAAGUGAACAAGUCUGAAUUGAUGGUAGUAGAAACAGAUAAACCGGUUUUUGCCCCAGAAGAUACUGGUAUGGAGGAGGACUCAAGUGAUCCAAUGAUACUUGAACCGGUGGAUGCCCGACCAUUGACCAUGUGCUUGCCAGAUGGUGGUCCUAGAGGUAUUGUUUAUGCACGUAGGCCUCCAAAAGGGGUGGGUUCGAAAAACAGGCAAAGCAUUGAUUCAUCUAAGGUCGUGAAGGCGAAAUAUCCUCUUGGCAAACAAGUCUCUGCUAUAAGAGACUUCCCUACGAAUGCGCGUAGAAAAUCUUUAGUGGUUCGAGAAAAGUCAGGCUAUGACGAUGUGCCAGUAAAGGCCGAUGACAAACAAAUGAGUAGCGGGUCGGGGAAUUCGACAGAGAAUACGGUGAUGGAUAUUGUGGUUUAUACGGAUCAAAGUCUUAGAAGAGAGAUUUCAGAUCAGUCUCUCUCCAAGAGAACAUCAGGACAAGACAUCGGGAGAUUUGGCCCUGAGAAAAGCAUUGUGGCAUUUUCGAAACAAAGUGGAGUGGAUAGAAAGAAAGCAAAGGAACAAGUCAUGAGGGAAGUGGAUGUGGUUCUUCCUCCUUCGAAUCCCGGAGGUGGAAGCGGUAUGAAUGGGAGUCGGAGUAGAGUAAAGGAAACUCUACGGUUAUUCCAUGCAAUUUGUAGAAAACUGUUGCAAGGGGAAGAAACGAAGCCUCGAGAAUCAAAAAACGGAACUAAAAGAGUAGAUUACCAAGCUGCCAAGGUUCUUCGGGAGAAAGGCAAGUUUGUCAACACUGGCAAACAAAUUAUCGGGUCAGUACCUGGGGUGGAGAUUGGUGAUGAGUUUCAGUAUAGGAUGGAGCUAAACAUGAUCGGUCUCCAUAGGCCGAGUCAAGGUGGUAUUGAUUACGUUAAAGAAGGUGGGGAAUUAUACGCUACAAGUAUCGUAGCCUCUGGAGGGUAUGAUGACGAGUUGGACAAUUCAAAUGUCUUGAUCUACACGGGUCAAGGCGGAAACGUGAUGAACGGUGGCAAAGAUCCCGAAAACCAAAAACUCGAAAGGGGAAACCUCGCACUGGCAAACAGUGCACACAGGAGGAACCCUGUCCGCGUGAUCAGAGGCAAUCAGAAAGUUGCUGAUUCUUCCGAGGCAAAAGGUAGGGCUUAUGUUUACGAUGGGUUGUAUAUUGUGGAGAAGUACUGGCAAGAAACUGGCCCUCACGGUAAGCUCGUAUUCAAGUACAAACUUCAACGGAUGCCUGGACAACCGGAGCUCUCGUGGAGAGUUGUCAAGAAAUCAAAGAAGUCCAAGUUUAGGGAGGGUUUGUGCAAACUCGACAUCUCGGAAGGGAAAGAGAGAUUUUCUAUUCGGGGUAUCCAACCCCAUUUAAAAAACAUCUACACGAUCGGUAUGAUGUACCCGGACUGGUGUCGACCAAUUCCUCCAAAGGGUUGCGACUGCACGACCCGUUGCUCGGAACUAAGAAAAUGUUCUUGUGUGGUUCAAAACGGUGGAGGGAUACCCUACAAUCGAGAUGGGGCUAUCGUCGAGGCGAUACCUCUCGUUUAUGAGUGUGGCCCGACUUGCAAGUGCCCUCCUUCGUGCUACAACCGUGUAACUCAAUGCGGAAUCAAAUUCCAGCUUGAGAUUUUUAAAACCGAGUCAAGAGGAUGGGGUGUGAGAUCGUUGAACUCGAUCCCGUCCGGAAGCUUCAUCUGCGAAUACGCAGGGGAGCUUCUCGAGGACAAAGAAGCCGAAAGACGAACCGGUAACGACGAAUAUCUAUUCGACAUCGGGAAUAACUACGAUAACUCGCUUCGGGAUGGGAUUAGCGAACUGAUGCCGAAGAUGCAUCCGAGCUCGUCGGUUCAGGCGGUGGACGAGAGCAUCGGGUUCACGAUCGAUGCGGCUCGUUACGGGAACGUAGGGAGGUUCAUAAACCAUAGCUGUUCGCCGAAUCUGUAUGCUCAGAAUGUGCUGUUCGAUCACAACGAUACGAGGAUUCCUCAUGUCAUGUUCUUCGCCAUGGACAACAUUCCUCCGCUUCAGGAGCUAACUUAUCACUACAACUACGUCAUUGGUCAGGUACGCGACUCCAACGGUAAUAUUAAGAGGAAGGAUUGUUAUUGUGGUUCUUCCGAUUGUGUUGGUCGCUUAUAUUGAUGAUGAUGAUGAUGAUGAUGAUGAUGCUGGUUAUGAUGAUGAUGAUGUAGUUUUUUGUUGCAACAAGGCAUCGUUAAGAUUUGCCUGUGUGUGGUUUUGGUAUUUUGUGCUCUCUCUAUAUGGAGAGUUAUGGGCAGAACAUCGGAGUUUAUGUUAGUUCUCAAGAUAUUAAAAGAAAAAAGGAAUCGUUAGAUUCA
Tarenaya hassleriana is the source of this 3240-nucleotide messenger RNA. RefSeq names its product histone-lysine N-methyltransferase, H3 lysine-9 specific SUVH6-like. Bases 281 to 3043 code for a protein of 920 amino acids. The transcript is spliced from 8 exons. Lineage: Eukaryota; Viridiplantae; Streptophyta; Magnoliopsida; Brassicales; Cleomaceae. Gene Ontology annotation, cellular component: nucleus. Gene Ontology annotation, molecular function: zinc ion binding; protein binding; histone methyltransferase activity. The record is from RefSeq and is a predicted model, not a curated record.